Lycium ferocissimum is the source of this 1431-nucleotide messenger RNA. Its product is annotated as two-component response regulator ARR14-like. Gene Ontology annotation, biological process: cytokinin-activated signaling pathway; phosphorelay signal transduction system. NCBI's taxonomy places the organism in Eukaryota, Viridiplantae, Streptophyta, Magnoliopsida, Solanales, Solanaceae. The coding region runs from base 1 to 1431 and encodes 476 amino acids. Gene Ontology annotation, molecular function: DNA binding. The record is from RefSeq and is a predicted model, not a curated record. The transcript is spliced from 6 exons.
AUGAAUUUUGAGAGUUCAAGUAGUGGUGUUCCUUCAUCUUUUCGUGGCCUAAGAAUUCUCUUGGUUGAUAAUGAUACAACUUCUCAGUUAAAUAUAGCAUCAGCUCUUGAAGAACAUUCUUUCAGAGUUACUACCGUGGAACUAGCAACUACAGCUCUGUCCAUUCUCGGGGAACGAAUCGAUGAAUUCGACCUUGUCAUGGCGGAUGUCAUGCCAGAAAUGGACUGCUUUGAGUUCAUGAGGUCUACUCAACUCAUCAAAGACAUACCUAUAACCUUAAUGUCAUCAAUGAUGAAGAGAGAACUGGUCCGAGAAGCAGUGGCACAAGGUGCAUCUUUCGUUUAUAUGAAGCCAAUUUCAAGAAAGAAACUCAAGAAUGUGUGGCAACAUGUGUGUACGCACCAAAUUAGCAAAGUAAGUCAAAAACCAGAACAUAACAAGGCUAAUAAUCAUGUUGAAGUAAUGGAUGAACCAUCUGGUGCUAACAAGAAAAUUCAAGAUAGGAAGGGAAAAAAAAUAGUGAAUUCUACCGAGACUUAUCAAGACCAAGAAGAAGGCAUCAUGACAUUAGAAAAAUAUGAGGAAGAAGGGUCUAAGCGAACGAGAAGUACUGAUGAGGCAGCACAAGUUAAAAAUAGUAAUUCAAAAGAAGAGGAUCAUUCUUUGGUCUGGAAAAAUACAAUGGAAGGACGAGAGAAGAAAAGACAGCGCAUGGAAUGGACACUAGAUCUUGACAAUAAAUUCAAGGAUGCCGUUUGCGAGUUAGGAGAAAGAGCCCGUCCAAAAGCCAUUCUGGAGAUUAUGAAUGUGCCAAAUUUGACUCAAAAACAGGUCGCGAACCAUCUGCAGAGAUACAGAACCCAAACACGACAAGCACAAUAUGUUCAACCAGCCAACCAAUCUCAAAUCAUGUCGCAAAUGCCACCCCCUCUAGUUCCAAUAAGUCAUUCUCAAGAUGGAGUUAACAAGGGGUACCAUCAGUUCAGGUUUAUGAGGGAAACUAGAACUUCUCUACAAGAAUGUCAUGAAGAAAAACAACCUUUGAAUGUUGAAAGUACAAUUGGGAACUUGAAUUCUGUGUUCCAGAGGUUGUCUUUUCUGGACAAUGGACAUCACUUGAAUACGUUUAAUCACUUUCCGGACAAUGGGCAUCAUGUCAAUGUACUGAAUUCAAACGUGCUCCCUAUGAACUUUAACGAACCACUUCAAGAAGAAUACUUACCUCAACCACCUGCAGAACCUUCUUUAGUUCCACCGAAUGAUUUCUUCACAGGGUUGAAUGGCUGGAACCAAGAUCCAGAACUCGACCAUUUCAAUGGCGAAAUAAUGACAGAAAAUCAGAUCGGCAGUUAUUACAAUUGGCCAGAGAAAGCUCCACUUAAUCGCAGCUCAACUCAAGAUAAUAUCUCCACAAGGAAUCGGAAUCCUUGA